This is a messenger RNA of Eublepharis macularius, 1918 nucleotides long. It is a transcript of the gene C10H2orf81, whose product is annotated as chromosome 10 C2orf81 homolog. The transcript is spliced from 3 exons. Lineage: Eukaryota; Metazoa; Chordata; Lepidosauria; Squamata; Eublepharidae. The record is from RefSeq and is a predicted model, not a curated record. Bases 101 to 1534 code for a protein of 477 amino acids.
CCGGGCGCUCUCGGGGCUCCGGGCGGGAGGCGGCGGGCCGGGGCCGGGGCCGGGGCGGGAGUCCGCGCGCGGAGCCGCCCCGCCGCCGCCGCCGCCGCCGAUGACCUCCCGGGACCGCGUGGCCCAGGCCAAGUCGCGGGCGGAGCGCGCCCGGCCGCCCGCCGCGCCGCUGCCGCAGGUGGAGAUCGUGCCGGGGCGCCUGUCGGAGGCCGAGUGGCUCUCGCUGCUGUGCGCCGAGGAGGCCGAGGACGCCGUCGGGGACCUCCUGGCCGCCCUGCUCGAGCGGGCCUUGGCCCAGUGCGAGAAGGUCUACCUGGCGCGCCAGUGCGUCCCCUACGUCAUCGCGCAGGCGCGCGAAGCCCUGCUGCAGAUCCUGGAGUGGCGCUUCCUGGUGCGGGACGAGGGCCAGGCGGAGGUGCCGGCGGACCCCACGUGGCAGGAGGACGAGCCGCCCCGGGCCUGCAUCACGGACUCCUGGGCGCAGGGCUCGGUGCCCGUCCGGCAAGCCUCGCCGAGCCCGCAGGAGGGAGAGGUUCCCCCAGCCGGACCCCCAGAAGCAGCUGCUCUCCCCCCAGAGGUGGUUUGUGAUGCGGAGGGGCUGCCCCAGCAGCCCUCACGAGAAGGGGCCAAGCUCGCCAAGGAGCAGCUGGUGCCUCCCCUGGAAUCCUUGUCUCCGAUUCUGCCAAGCGUCUCUUCCAAGAGCAGGAAGACGAGCCGGGCCUUCGGCAGGCCUUCCUACAACAAGGCCAGCUUUCAGAGCAGUGAGGGGCUGCAGGGCGAGCCUGAGACGCAGCAGCUCCUCGCGGGGGAGUCCGCCCAGGUCCCCGUGAAGGAGAAGAAGCCCCACACCCCGCUGCCCAAGCUCUGCCCACUCUUGCCUCCUUCGUGCAGCAACCUGUUGCGCAUCCAGCUGGGUCGCCCGCCCAACAUCAAGGAUGUCCUCUAUGAUGAGUCUGGCAGUGUCACUGUGGUGCCCCGGCUAGACCCAGCUCGCCUGCCCAAGCGCUGGGUCAAGCCGUACGUGGAGGUCGUGGACCCAGACAUGGAGUCCCGACGACAGGAAGCUCUCAAGACUGUCUCGGGCCGCUGCAAGUACCCCAAGCCCCCUCGGGCUGGGGCAGACGCGGUCGACCUCAGCAGCCUCCAGCCUCACUGGACGCAGUGGGCAGUGCUGCGGGAUGGGGGGGCCAGGGCUUCCUGGAAGAGGCUCCCAGAGCAGGUGGCCCGCCCCCCUCCUCCCCCAGGGGGAGCUCUCGAGCCUACAAGCCUCAUCUUUGUAAAGCCCACCCUGCUGGUGGAGUCCAUCGAGCUGGCCCCAGGGGUGACCGUGACGGGCAGGGGCAGAGCCAGGCAGGGAAUCAGGUUCACUGCCCCUCAGGAGGAAAGGGAGAGCAUGCAUGGGGGGCUCAGGCCCCUGUCCCCUCAGGUGCCAUGCCUCCCCACUGUUGCGAUGGAGAAGGUUACAAAACACCCUCAAACCCUGCCCCAGAUGCCACCCGGAGCCAUGCUGCUGCCAGGACAUGAGUGCCCCUAAGCCUUGGCAGUCCUUGGCUCCCCCGCUGGCAUGGCCUCGUUCGUGAUGCUGUCACAUAUUCCUUGGGGCCAAAUACUCUUCCUCCAGCCCGGCCCUGGCAGAUGCCUUUCCACACGUGCUUUCCCCUAGUCCAGGAGAGGAGGGAGCUGGGGUGGGGGGCGGGGGGACGUGCCCGUUCAGAGCUAAGAAGCUAAGGAUUUGCCCAGUUAGAGUUAGAGUUGGCAUUUCGUGGCUCAGAAAAGUCUUGGGCCAUUGUUGGUCAAAUAUUGCCAGGCACAAGCCUAGAGUUUUAAAGUAUUAACUCUAAGUAGAUUAAGAAAAGAAUCACCAACUUUGAUAUUUAUGCUAUUUACGAAAAUAAAUUUAUGUGGCUUUUCUUUUUGA